This is a messenger RNA of Symbiodinium sp. CCMP2592, 6147 nucleotides long. Lineage: Eukaryota; Dinophyceae; Suessiales; Symbiodiniaceae. The record is from the annotation of a GenBank genome assembly.
AUGGACACCACAGCUCCCACAAAUCCUGCAGGUGUGCCUAUCUCCGAACUAGGUGAUGACGAUACGGAGUCCGCCCGCUCGAGAUCGAAUCUGGGCGCAGAGCUUCCGGUUGUCACCGCCCGGGAGGGUCGGGUAGCUCUCACUGAGCAGACGCUACGUUCGCAUGUUGGGUCUCUUGGACCUCAACCAGCAUACGUGCCAUCACGAGCGUCGCUGACACAUCAGCCCUCACCCACAGUCGUAGGCUAUUCUCCGGUGCCUCCAUCGCACACCUCCGUUCCAACUGUCGUGAAUCAGUUGUAUCAGCAUCAGCAAAACGUUCUGAUCAGUGCGGAUCCUGCAUUGAUUAUGGACACAGCAAAUGCAAGACACGCUGAAGCCGUUCGCAAUAUCCAAAGUGAAAACAGGGAGCAAAUUCUCGCUUUGGAAACAGGUGCCAUGAGUCAAGUCGCUCAGCUGAGGCUUGAGCAUGCACAGUUGCAGUCAAAAGCCAGAGCCUUUGAAGAACAGGCUGAUCAAAACAUCCAUGCUGGUCGGCAGGCCGUAGCCCAGUACCAAAUUGAGGCUGAAGCAGCCGCUGCUGAAGCUGAGCAGCUAAGGCAGCGCCUCCUAUCCGCUGAACAGACAGCUGCAAAUGUUGUCGCCCAGGUGGAAACCGAGGCUAAUCGAAGGUUGCAGGCUAAUCAAGCCGACGUGUCAGCUCGUGACAACGAGCUCUCUCGCCUCAAAGGUGAGAUGCAAGAGAUGAUGAGGAUUCAAGCCCUCAACAUGGAGAUGCUGCAAAAGGACAAUGCCGAGCUAAGAACACGCUUGGCGGAAGCCAAAGCUGACCCAUUGGGCAAUGAACCGGAACAGGCCGGGCCUCCUGGUCUAGGACCCAUUCCGAUCAAUACUCCUCCUGGCGAACCACUUGAAGCUAUCGCAAAGAAGCUUCGAGAGUCUGGUACCACAUAUAUUUGUUCUGGUUCCCAUGAUCGCGCCAGUGCUAUGGCCGCUGUGCAACGCGUCAGGGAUAAGAAUGAAGCCAAGAAGGAAGCUAAGAAACAAGCGUUCUAUGAUAUCAACCAAUUGGGUGACAAUCAAGGUUGCAUGUACAAGAAAGUUCGUGAGGUCAUCUAUGACAUGUCGUCCUUUCUGCAACAAGCCAUUGACAAGUACAAGCAACUUGCUGGUCCUGAGUACCACAAUCUCAAGAAGGAAGGCAAUCAUCCAGUUAGCCAGGGAUUACCACAAGGCUGGCGCCUCUGUACUUCUUUGGUUCCAUCAGCGGAAUCCGGGGGUACAGACAAGGAUCAGGACGAGCUCAACAGCAUCAUGUUCUCCAAGACUUGGGCUUCGUUUGUUGACAUCGCCGAUGCUCUUAAGAAGUACAAAGCGAGGUUCAUCAUUACAUGGCCCAGGGACAGCGUGUUCUGGGGAUGGCAGCGUGUCAAGAGGGUACUUGAUGGCUAUGGUUUUAGCAAAACUCACCUUAAGCCGAUGAUUGCAGCUGCUGACUUUAAGCCUGAAGUCAUUGCCCACUACACGCUAGCCUCCAACACGAAGAGUCUUGUUGAAUUCUUGAGACGAGGAUUGAAGGAUAGUGCCAAGAAAUCAGAGUCCCAACACUACUUCAAAGGCACCCUUACUACGAUUCUCAGUCGUGUUUUUGAUGAUCAUGAACCGAAGAAAUCAGAGAGAAAUCAGACUCACGUUGUAGCUGUUGCGCUCAAGAUUCAAGCAUCCCCAACGUCCUCUCUUUCGCUUCUUCCCAUUGCGAACAUGUCCUCUGCCCAGAGCACUCGUGACGCUCUUGCACAGGGAAUCGCAGCCCGGGAGGGUAUGCCGACUGAUGAGGGGUUGCAAUAUGCAACGGCAGAUCGUGAGGAACGCAUUCAGGCGUAUCGUGCCGCACUCAAGAGUGCCGAUCGCCUGGCUGACGCCAUGGCCGGAGUCACCCACCUUGCUCGGCACACCGACCUUGCUGAGGUGUUUGAUGAACCCGGGGCUGACGCCGACGGUGAUGAGAUGUUCCUUGGGAUUAUGACGGUGAAGGAAUGGCGCGACAUGCGUGUGCAUGCGCCUAAUGCACCCUGGACCGCAUUGUACGAGGCCUGGUUCCGUCACUAUGCUUGCCGCCAGGGCAACCUGUACAUGCAGGACCAACGCAACACCUCCCUGACGGGAUGGUCAGCCCUCAUCCUUCAGCACAUUAAGGAUUUGGGUAUCCUCGGGUGGGGUGUCAACUUCGAGAAUGCCAUCAAUAAAACGGCAAUGUAUGACAUUUGCCACAGGGUCCACAUUCUGUCAGAGGGUAGCGGUACCUUCCCACUGUUUCCUGCGAGCUCAGCUCUCUUGGACGGGCUCUACAGCCCAGCCUUGGGCAGGAUUUCCGCGCCCCCCACGGCGGAAGCCGGUGGUUUCGACGGCACCGACAUUCUUGUGGCCGGGGACUCAUCCUUGGCAUUGUGCUGGAUGCAAGGAAAACGGUGUGUGAAGAAAACCACUAUCUUCCCGAUGAUGCAGGACAUAGUCCGAGCGAACCCAGAGUUCGGGGAAGUCACAUGCCUGAUGGAGUGGGGCAAAGGUCUCGACAAGAUCGUAGACGUGAUCGAGACCCACCUUGCGCAAGAGGACUUUGCCUUUAUGGUUGCACGAGAUGUCAUCAAUACCACCAAUGUGCUUAUCCCAGAUGACGAUGCCAUCGAGAGGGAAGUCAAUGACGGCAUCCCCACGGUGUGGGACGAACCCCCAGAGGUUCCGGCAUCGGAAGAUGACCGCAGUCUUCCCAAAGGCACAGUCGGGUACUCGCAGGCACUUCGCCGAAUCGGGUCGACGCCCAAGUCGAAACCCGAUCCUGCCAAGCACAGGAGAAUCUCGGAGCCAGCCGAGACUGACGAUGAAGAGGAUGUCGUGAUGGACCUGGAUCCUGACGACACCGCUCAGCCGUCGGAAGACGCUGCUGGUGAUUUCGAGCCAUUCUUCGAAUGGUGGGGCUAUGAGGACAUCCCCGAUUUUGCCCCAAGCCAUCGCUACAUGACGGAUGGCAAGCGGCGAGCAUUGAGCAGUGCCAUGAGCUUUUUCCUUCGUGGUUUCGCGAAUAGUGCAGAGUCACAGGCACAACGGCGGCCACCGCCCAUGAUGACCUUCGACCCCGCAACGCGGGAGGUCGAAUGGGACCACUUCAAAGAGCAAUUGGGCAAGCAGUGGCGCGGUCUCCGGUCGGAAGACGUCAUGGAAGUCGUGAAGUACGGUAACCGCGACAAAGAUGACAGUGGACGCUUUGAGUUGCGCGUCCUCCACUUCAUCGACCACACUGAGAUUCAUGGAAUCCGUGCAUUCCAGGGGCACUGCCGCGAUCUCAUCUCUGACGAGACUGAUCUUGUGGAUAUGCACAGUGACAGCUAUGCUUUGUGUGACGACUACCGUCCCACCAUGCACACGCGUCCUCCUGUGGGAGUCACUGGCCACAUCCACAACGACUGGGUCAGAAUGCAUCCGAUCGGGUACCAUGCAACGUAUUGGAGCAAUUUUUCCAAUAUUGUUAGCACCGGUCUCAUCCCAGGCGGUGUCACCCUCGGCGGAAGCACGGGGAGAGCCUUCACCAUGAUGGCUUGCCUCCCUCAGUGGGAAAGGCCAAACAACGCCGGCCUGCGACCUGGCGCUGAGGUUGAAUUCGCUAUCGACCUCCAGCUCGCGUGCCUGGAAGGGUGUCGCAUUCUCCUGACAAAGAACAAUGUUCUGCAGACCCCAGAUUGGUUGUCCAAUCGCUACCUUAUGUUUGCUUACGAUCGCAGAACCGGGAAACCUGUAUGGUUUAACCGCUCGUACGUGCUCACGCGAGCUCGGGUGUCCAAAGCCCGCGAUGCAUAUGUCAAGCGUCAGGAAAUCCUGCCGGUCUUCAACCAAGACCUCAUCGAACGCGCAGCGGAAGCUGACGCUAAUUGCAUCAUGGAUUACGUUGAUCUCUGUUACCCGAUCCACAAUGAAAAUUUGGACUGGGUUGAGUUCUUGGGUAUGUUCAUGGACAUGGAGAAGCCCUCGCACUUGCGUGAGAUUGAGCAGUUUCAUGUUGAUGGUCGUACCAUCUGCUUUGAGCAGGGUAGUCCGCUGGAGGGAACUCCGUGCGAAUGGACCUUGGAUGCCCAGGUCUACUUUUCGCCAAUCGGGCUGACCACCGAGCGCCCGUCGCGUGUGGAGCGCAAGCACUACUCAGUGUGCCUCAACGUCAGCUUCCCAAAGCUGCGUUGCCCUGAUGAUAGGUGCAGGUCUCAGAUGCUUGACGGCUAUCUUCAUUGCCCCCGCUGCCAGCGGAAGUUGUUCAACCCGAGCGACAUCUCCCACAUUGCGGAGCUGGCUGAUCUGCGGGCGGAAGCCGUGCAAGGUGGAGCUAACCACAGCCUCCACUAUUUGGCACCGAAGGCCGCCAUCAACACGCGCCCACACGAGCACACACGUCAGGGUGCCGAUGUGAAGAAGAGCAUCGCCGCGACACUUAAAGAAAAGUGCAAGAAAAUGGUGGCGAAAGCGGCAGAGGGAACGCAUGGCUCCUUGCGCCAGAACUUGAAGUACGAACCCUUCAGCGCAUUCAAUGUGUUUUCCAAGGGGAUGACGGUUACUUCACUCGACGAGAUCGAGAUGUUCGCGCGCUUGCGACUUCCCGCCCCAGGAAUGGGGACGGAGGCUAAGAGAGGCUUUGCAGGAUCUCACACAUCCGAUGCACGCACUGCCCUCAUUUUUCCUCCUGUCGAUGAUGUGAUUCGCGGGGAGUACAACUAUCAGAGGAACAUUUUUCUUGAGCUGGCCAGCCACUGCUACUUUUGUUUCCAGGAUCGUUUUUACCUGGUCCCCGAGAUCGCAGUGUUGAUCCGAGCCACUCAGAUUGCCUCUGAGGUACGCCGUGUGCGUCCUUUCAGCAUCCUCCGCCAUGACGGCGUCGAGUACCAGACCGUGACCGGUACUGUUCCUGAGAUCAUGGCCGACCUAGUCGGCAUGCUCCGCAACAACGCACAGUAUGCUCUCACCCAGAAAGAGCGCAAUCAGCAAAGGGUGACUGUGCAGGUCGGAAUCGGACAGACUCCGUUGCAAAUCCCAGCAUCCCUGGGGACAAUGGGCAGGUCACAGAUGCUCGAGCUACUUGGCGGUACGCGGUUCAGUGUUGAGCGUACCCGCGGCUGGAUCAAUCGCGAGGUGGAAGACCGAAUGGUCCGACAUGGUGCCACUCCCAUUGGCGCCAUGCGUGUGCCACCUCCACCGCCGUCACCAUCCGGAAGGACUGGUCCUGACUCGUCGCUGCCCGCAGCAACACCCAGUGUUCGGCCCCCACCGGCUCCUCCGAGCCGAGGUCGCUCACCUGGCGGUGCAGCUUCAUCAUCUACGGAUCGUCCAGCAAGCACUUCUGUUCCAAAAGCUGCAAAGACGAAGGCAAGGCCGGCAUCUGCCCGAAGCAUCACGCCGCCUCCUCCUAAGCCCAGUGCUAAUAGGCCAGUGCAGCCGCCGCACCCACCUGCUGCAAAAGCUGUUCCGAAGGCUGACGCCGUUCGUGCGCCUGAGGAAUACAUCACUGCUGAUGAGUGGGACAGCUAUUUUGCCGGUCGUGGCGAGGUUAGAGGUUUUGCUGUAGGUGAUGCACCUGCACCAAUUGCCGCCCCUGCGGGGUCAUCCACUGAUGAACCAUCUGCCUCAGCCGCCGGAGGGCGUGCUCGCACUCGCUCACCGCGCCGCCAUGACUAUGGUGGUGGUCGAGACUUUCAAGAGGCCGCGAACGACAGGUUGCGUCACCUGCGCCUGUGCGAUGAGGCGAUUGAGCAGCAACUCGAGAACCUGACGGUCACUCUCCCCGGCUUUCCAGCUGAUCGCCUAAGGGAAUGGAUUGAUCAAGACGGGAACGGAUUCGAUCCAUCCCGACCAAUGCCUCGCAAUUGCACUCGCACAGAUGCUUGGUAUUGGGGAGUCCUCCGUGCCCGUUACCUUGAGGAGCUAUCGCCCACUGAUGUGCCUUUUAUCAUUCCCGCUUACACCGACCGGGAGGUUCUGGUUCAACAUCCUGUUGAGCAAAUCGCCUGGUUCCUGCGCGGAUGGGAGGAGUAUCGCCAGGACUCCAAUGGAGCAUGGUACAGGGCAUACCAGCCUAUUGCAUCCGACACCGGAAGGUGCUCCGCGUCUUGA